Messenger RNA from Rhopalosiphum maidis (corn leaf aphid), 1892 nucleotides. Its product is annotated as transmembrane protein 181. The record is from RefSeq and is a predicted model, not a curated record. Gene Ontology annotation, molecular function: toxic substance binding. The coding region runs from base 192 to 1775 and encodes 527 amino acids. The transcript is spliced from 13 exons. Lineage: Eukaryota; Metazoa; Arthropoda; Insecta; Hemiptera; Aphididae.
UUUAUAUUAUGUAUCUAUUAAGUAUUUGUAUGUAUGUGUUCGUCCAGUAAUAUCAUUUAUCACAUAUCACAUUUGGAAAAAUGUUUUAUUGAUAAUGACUUUAUAUUUUAUUUUAAUGAACAUAUUUAGACACAGCUGCAGGUAGGUACAUACAAUACGUCUAUACAUAUACUAGGCUAGACGGUUAAAACAUGAACUCCAUCGAAGGCUCUGAGACCAGCUACAACUUGCCGACUGGCAGUUGCUUAACAAUGAUCAGAAACUUAGUAUCUCAAUUCAACGACCUGUUCAGCGAUUUCAAUCGAUACAUCUCUCCAGCCUACCACCACGACCGAUGCGAACGAUCAGUACAUAUGCGUUUGUAUUCAAUGAACAAACGGGAAUUCGUAAUGGUUUUCAUCGUCCUGUUGACGGCCAUGGGACUAGUGUUAUUCAUCGGUUUGACGGGACCUCCAAUCACACUGACGAGUAAGAUAAGCGGAGUCGAAGUAUUGAAGCACACAAACGGAUCGUUGCCACAGGGCCCAUUCGUCAUGAAAACUCCCAGUCUGUCGGUGUACAAUCAACGAUUAUGGUUAAUCGCAGUCGUGCUGACAGACAACAAAGACGAUGAGACUUAUGAUAAAAGUUUCAAAAUCAGCAUGACAAUCAAGGGGAUCACUCCACAGCAUAAAACCACUGAUAUAGUAAAAGUAUUUAAAAACAACAGGACAAGACACUUACUUUGUAAACAACAGAUAUGUAGCCAAGUGCCUAUUGCUCAUAUUGGUUAUAUACACUAUACUCAUUAUAUGUUUGAGGUAGAUUUUUAUAAUCUAGAGACUUUUCAUCAAAAGUACCAAGUAAAAGAAGUCAUGUUUUAUUACAAAUCGUAUAACCCGGGCUACACCCAAAUGGAAAUAUGGUUCAGACUAAUUUAUUUACUCAGCGCUUUUGGAGUGCUUUGUUGCUUUGCAAAUUCAUUAAGGAAAUUUCCAGUAGUAGAUUGGUCAUACGAACAAAAAUGGACUGUUGUUUUAUUGCCACUGUUAAUAUUAUUUAAUGAUCCAAUUUUUCCUUUGACGCUUCUCACAAGCAAUCAAUUAAUUGGAAUGUUAGAUGGUGUCUUCCAAAUAACAUUUAUCUGUGCAAUUUUAUUUUUUUGGCUUUGCAUUUAUCAUGGACUACGCCAAAAUGAAAGAAAACCGAUUACAUUUUAUCUACCAAAAGCAAUUUUAGUAGGCCCAUUUUGGAUAUGUGGUGUUAUAAUGGCCAAAUAUCGUCGAAUGAAUGAAUUUGAUGAUCCAGCAUUUAGUUAUGAGAUUGAUUCUAGCGCGUACACUAAUAUCAAGACCUGUGUAGGCAUUUUUGUAAUCAUAUACAUAGUAUAUUUAGUAUGCCUGAUUUUGAGAGCAUACAGUGAUUUGCGUUCAAUGCCAUAUUUUGAUGCUAGACUGAAAUUUGUAACUAUUUCAAUGGUCAUAUCACUUGUAAUAUGUUCAACCAUAACACAUAUGCAAUAUGGACUUGGAUUGAUUGAAGAUUCAUUUGCUGCUGACUUAAACACGGAGUAUAUGACGUCAGCAUUAUUUAUGACCUUUUAUGGUAUAUGUAAUUUCUAUGUGUUUACUUUGGCCGCUGUUUACUCCCCGACAAAAAAACCAGGAUUUGAAUCUUCAAUAACAAAAGAUAAUCCUGCAUUUUCAAUGGUUAAUGAUUCUGAAGAAGAUAUACCAUAUGGUUCAGAUGAAGAGAGCCACAAGCCACUAAACCCCCCAAAUGAUGACAGUGAUUAAUUGUUUUCAUAUAGUUUGUUUGUACAUAAAAUCUAUUUGGUCUUAAAUAAACUUUUUCAUGUUCAAUUUAAUUAAAAAAGCAAUUUUUCAAAAUAAUUAUAAUUUAAAAUAUUUGUU